UGUCCCAGGGGCUUCCGCCGCCACCGCCGCGGAGAUUCCCAAGAUGGCGGCGCUGACUGAGAGGGGGUACGCGCUGUCCUGCGGGCGCCUCGGCCGCGGCACACGAAUCUCUGUCUUCCACGUCAAGCUGACCGAUUCGGCCCUGCGAGCCUUUGAGGCCUACCAGGGACGCAAGGAUUCUGUGGGUUUGAAGCCAUCAAUCCAGUUUCAAGGAAGCCAAGGGCACAUCUCAAUACCGAGACCAGACUGCCCAACAGGAGUUCGGACAUUUUCCUUUUAUCUCUCUAAUAUUGGCAAGGACAGCCCUCAGGGGAGUUUUGAUUGCAUCCAGCAGUAUGUGUCCAGCAAUGGGAACAUUCAGCUGGAUUGCCUUGGCAGCGUCCAGGACAAAAUCACAGUCUGCGCCACCGACGAAUCCUACCAAAAGGCAAAGCAGAGCAUGGCCCUGGUGGAAGAGGAAACACGGAGCCGGGGCGCCAUUGUCAUCAAACCUGGAGGGCGCUACGUUGGAAAGACCGUUAAAAUGCGUAAGCCUGCACCAGGGGUUUCCGACACUGUUCCCUCACGGAUACGCCCAACACCUGUCAACCUCGCCAGCGCCAUCAAGAAGGGCAACAGUGCCGUCUCCCAGAGGCCUUUCAAAGAUAGGGUGAUGCACUUGCUGGCUCUCAAGCCUUAUAAGAAACCAGAGCUCCUCCUUAGGUUGCAAAAAGAUGGCCUUUCUCUGCAGGAUAAGGAUUCCUUGGACAGCCUCUUGCAGCAGGUUGCGAAUGUAAAUGCCAAAGACAGCACGUGCACCCUGAAAGAUUACCUUUACAAAGAAGUGCAGAAGGACUGGCCCGGCUACUCAGAAGGAGACCAGCAGCUGCUGAAUAGAAUCCUUUUCCGGAAACUCUUCCAGCCACAGAAUCCCAGCUGCGUCCCUGAGAAUUCUGCUCCCAGUCCUCCAAGGGACACCGCACACAUUUCCUCCUCCCCUCCCCAGAAGCGAUCCCAGCCCCUGGACUUUAUUGACCCCCUCGCCAACAAAAAGCCAAGGAUCUCUCACUGUGCCCAAAGGACUCAGCCCACUUUCAACGGCAAACUCAACUCUGCCAACGGAAAGGAGACUGCUUUGCCCACAAUGGUGGCGGCUAAUUCAGUUAGCUCCAGCUCUCUUUUGCCCACUCUGGAGCUACCCAGGCCUCAUGACCCGCUUGCCGAUGUCAGCAACGAUCUGAACCACAACGGCAAAGACUUUGAGAUGUCGGAGCCGGCCGAGAGGCGGACAGCAAGCCGGUCGGCCGCAGACCCUGCCCAGAUGAGCAAACACAAUUGUGCGCCACACUCAAAAUCCAGGAAGAAGAAACAUAAGGAGCGAGAAAGGAAGGAGGAGCAGCAACAGGUCCACGAGAAGCCAAACUGUGAACUAAAGAAGGGUGGCUCCAAAAUGAGCCCCUCGCAAGACAGUGCAGGUUUAAACAGGACAUGCAACAGCUCCAGUGUUCCAUCUUCUACUUCAGGCAGGCCAGACUACUUGCUAAAAUACGGUGCCAUCUCUUCCUCGGAGCAACGUCAGAGCUACAAGAAUGAUUUCAACGCGGAGUACGGCGAGUAUCGUGACCUGCAUGCUCGUAUUGAGCGGAUAACUCGACGGUUCAUGGAGCUGGAUUCAGAACUAAAGCAGCUUUCUCAGGGCUCGGAAGAAUACAAGACUAUCCAUGAUCAGAUCUUGCAAGAAUACCGAAAAAUUAAAAAGACUAAUCCAAAUUACAGCCAGGAAAAAAACCGCUGUGAAUAUCUCCACAACAAACUGGCCCAUAUCAAAAAACUCAUAGCUGAAUACGACCAACAGCAGAUUCAGUCUUGGCAUUGAGCCUGGGGGCUGAGUGAGACACCCAGAUGGACGUCAACCUGUGAACAAGUCCCACAGCGAGGGAAAAGUCACUCUCAGCUUCCUGGGCUCAGUGACUCCAGGAUUUAAUCCCCGUCAGAAGUCCAUCACUGUACUGUACACACCCAGGAACCAAUGUGGCUUAAUCUCAGCAUUUUAAACUCUGUCUCUUCCCAGAUAUUAAAAAAAAACCCAGUUAAAGAAAGGAAAGUUUGCUUAUUCUUAGAUGCCAGCAAAUGAACCUUCCUCCCUAAAAAUUGACUGUUCUUAUUCUCCCCACCUUCCACUGCAGGUUCAGUUUUAGAGUCGGAAACAAAGAUUGUCUGAGCUCUGUUGCAAAUUCUACCAGCUGGAGGGGGAGAAACUCAUAUUCCUGGGGUGGGAGGGAACAACUCCAUAUACAAACCUGUCUGUCCACUGUCCAUUAAAUUCUUGCAUAACUCACUGCUUUCUUGUUUGUAUUUCCGCAAUCUCCCCGCUUUCCUUCCUGGCCAGGGUUUAGUGAGCCGAUCAGGAGCCAGAUGCUGCUUUAAUGUCCCUAGCAUGGCUGGCCAUUGUCAGAGAAGUUUGUUCAACUUUCCUGCCUUCUCCAUGCAGCAGCUUAGUUUUAUGAAUUUCCAACUGCCCAGACAGAAUCUGUAUCUGGGCAUUCAUUUUAAAAGAGGGGGAUCUUAAGAAUGAGGAUCCCCUGUUUCUGUGAUCAAGAUGAAAAGUCUUGUUUCACUGGGAAUGAACCUCAGACCUUUCUGUGGUCUUAUUUGGUGGGACCUUUAACCCUCCCCUUGUGGGUCUGAGCUCCCAUUUUUUUUAACUGAACUUCUCCAAAGGGAACAGCACAAAAUCAAAGGUCCUACUAGAGAGGAUGCUUUGUUUCUGAAGAAUAUAUCCAAUUUGUUUUUUUUUUUCUCCGUUUGAUUCCUUUCCCCCUCCCUCCCGCUCCCAAAAAACCCCCAAGAAUUCAGGCAGA
Messenger RNA from Thamnophis elegans (Western terrestrial garter snake), 2840 nucleotides. It is a transcript of the gene ELL, whose product is annotated as elongation factor for RNA polymerase II. The record is from RefSeq and is a predicted model, not a curated record. Lineage: Eukaryota; Metazoa; Chordata; Lepidosauria; Squamata; Natricidae. Gene Ontology annotation, molecular function: cis-regulatory region sequence-specific DNA binding. Bases 44 to 1855 code for a protein of 603 amino acids. Gene Ontology annotation, biological process: positive regulation of transcription elongation by RNA polymerase II; snRNA transcription by RNA polymerase II; transcription elongation by RNA polymerase II. The transcript has 12 exons. Gene Ontology annotation, cellular component: transcription elongation factor complex.